Arabis nemorensis is the source of this 225-nucleotide messenger RNA. The record is from the annotation of a GenBank genome assembly. Lineage: Eukaryota; Viridiplantae; Streptophyta; Magnoliopsida; Brassicales; Brassicaceae.
AUGAUGGUCCCGGGCCAUAAUUCCGUUACAUCCCGCCUUUUAAAGUCUUGGGCUGGGAAUCCUUACUCAAAGUGCGCUCUAUGCUAUAUCUUUGGUGAUCACCCUACCGAAAAAUUUGAUGAUACCACUAUCCAAAGCUUUGAUGAUGUCAUCAAGCAUCUCAUCAAGCAUCUCAAGAGUGAAUAUCACAAGAAUUUGGAGCUUUCCUCUGAGAAAGAGGCUUGA